GUUCCAGGGAUGUGCCACACAUCAAGGAAGCAGCUCUGUGAAAGUUUGCCAUAGGGUAUUAGGCAAUGCAUUGUUGGAUGGAGCUUUCAGCAUAACCAUUAGUUAUGAGUUUGAUUCUAUCAGAAAAAAUGAAAAGGGAGAGUGUUUCACUGUAUGAUUAUCCUGCUGGGACACGUCCUUGGGGUUUUUCACCCCGCGGAGGUACAGAGUGACACUGGCAGUUAUGAUCCUUCCUUUUCCAUGCAGUAAUGCAUGGAAUGACUUCUGGCAAGUGAACAAGUCCUGUUUGUUUUUAAUUCUUAGGAUAUUGGAGUUAGAUAUUCCAGCCUCUGCUUUAUCCAAGACUUUGACAGACUGAAUUGCAGUGAUAACUUAUCUUUUACCUUUCCCAAGUGUGGUAAUACUGAUGCAUGCAGAGGGGUGUCUGUAUUUGCAGAAGCAUGAGACUUUAAACAGGGUGGGGAGGCAUAUUCCCAGAAUACAGAGUUAGAAUCACAAUAAUAUCGUGGUACAGGUUUAUUGCUCAUCAUUAUCUGGGAGAGGACUAUUUAGCUGAGAAAAUUCACAUUCACUGCUAUCCCUGGUACAGAGUCCCUCGCAGUCAGUCGUGCUCACUGAACUCUGAUGCAUUAUGAACCCUAUAGACAAACCCUGGUCCUGCUGAGUGAUUCAGUUCUGGUACCAAGAUCACCACUAACUUGAUCGAGAAUUGCUGCACACUCAGCUUGUUGCUAUUACUAUUGUCAGUUCAACCCAGCAAUGUGCAUCCCACAUAUUAGUACAGGCUGGGCUCAGAAAUGCCAGGGGACAAGAUGCUUUUGGUUCUGGCUUGAGAUAAAGCUUUUAAGAGCCUAGGACAGAGGUUUCUACUAGAUUAUUCUUGAACCUGGAAAGCUUCCCAAACUAGAAUCUACUGUGAGUAGUACAGGAUGAUCCAAUUGCUGUCGGUAACUUGAAUUCCUUUCUUGGACAGAGUCAGAAUCAGUACAGAGAACAGACAAUUCCAUCCAAAAAAUAUGGAAUGAUGGGCAAGGCACAUAAUAGCAAGUGUAAACGAUGAUUGCCAAGACAGAUUUUUCUCUUCAGACAGAAGCACAAAGUUUCGUUCUUCUCUCUCUUGAACCCACACUUAUUGUUAAGAGCAAGUUAAGAACUAAUGAAGGCAUUAGCAGGUACUGAAGAACAGUCUGUUGCUUGCUAGCCAAAACUUCUGGGGUGCAAGAAGGUAAAAUAAGUUACUAUAAAUGCAUUUUGUUGGUGAGAUCUCAGCUCACGCUCAGCUAAUUGGCCUGUUUUGCAGGACUUAACCUGGUGGCAUAAGAACCUUGAAAUAAAUCUCUUAGCUACGAUUAGAGAUGAGAGAUUAGCACGGGCAGGAGAGCUGAAGUCUCUUUCUUCAUCUCUGCUGGGACAGAAGAACUACACAGAUAUCAGGAAAUCAGUACUUUGGUCUUCCUCAGGAUGCCUGAUCCAGGUAUUUUCUCCACUGUACUCAGCAAGUUGCCAGUUUCAAGAUCCCGUUCAAUCCUCUGAAGCAGAUUUCUGCUGCAUGCCUUGGAUAGAUGUUUCUAAUCAGCUUACAAGCUUUCCUUGACCUACGCUUUAUUUCCUAACUCUGAUCCGACUAUGGCUGUCCUCAAAGUAAAAUUCACCAAAACUAAGAGGGACAAAUUGGCUCAGAUCUUAUGGAUCCUCAACUGGGUUUCUGUAGUGAGCGGGAUCAUUCUCUUCAGUCUUGGCCUCUUUCUGAAAAUAGAGAUCAAGAAGCGCAACGAAGUGAUGGCAAAAGGGGAUGUUAACUCUGUCCCCAACAUGCUGAUCUCCGUAGGGGUCAUAGCAUGUAUCAUCAACUUCCUGGGUGGCAAAAUCUGCUAUGACUGCUCAGAUACCAACAAGUUCUCUCGAUGGAAACUAGUUAUGCUCCCAUACAUCGUGUGCACCUUCUGUUUUACCUUCUGCAUCCUGGUGGGUGCUCUCAUGUGCUAUACCAUGAGGAACGAGCUGGAAGAGUCUCUCUAUCUGGGACUGAGGGAUGCUAUUAAGUUCUAUAAGGACACAGACAUACCUGGACGAUGUUUCUUAAAGAAAACAGUGGAUAUGUUACAAAUUGGUUUCCAGUGCUGUGGAAACAAUGGCUUUAGAGACUGGUUUGAAAUUCAGUGGGUAUCUCAUCGUUACCUGAAUAUGGCUUCCAAGGAAGUUCUGGACCGCCUGAAGAGCAACGUUGAUGGGAAGUUCUUGGUGGAUGGAGUACCCUUCAGCUGCUGCAACCCAAGCUCCCCACGGCCCUGUAUCCAGUACCAGCUGACUAACAACAGCGCUCACUACAACUACGACUUUCUGACAGAGGAGCUCAAUAUCUGGGUGACGGGGUGCAGAGAGGCCCUGCUGGAGUACUACAUGGUCAUUAUGAGAUCCAUUGGUAUUACAGCACUACUUAUUUGGUUGUUUGAGCUCUCUGUCCUUAUUGGUGUCCGGUACCUACAAACAGCAAUGAAGAAUGUCCUCCUGCUAGGAGAUUUGGAGGGCGAGUCAGAUGGUUGGUUACUAGAAAACAGCUUUGUGGAAACUGCCAAAUACAACAUCAAUAUCAUCAAGAACCUCGGCAAAGCCAACCAGAUCUCCACUGUCUCAGGCAUGAAUGACCCCAACAUCAACGUUCAAAACACAAACUGUGACAAAACCAAUGUUACAACAAAAUCUAUCCCAGCAGCUAGCUAGGCAAGUCUUCAAAGAAACAACAUCGCAAGUGUAGCUUUGACAUAUCUGACGUAAUGUCACUGACCAGGAUGCCCUGUGUCUGUAAUUCAUUGAUCGUGGUACACAGGAAAAACAUACUAAUACAGAAUAGAGGAUAAGAGACCAAUAUUUUACUUGUUACUGUUGUGAAUAAUACAUUGUCUGAAUAACAUUUUGGACAGCCUGCGUAUAAUCAAAUACGAAGCAGCUGUAUCACUGGGAUAUCCAAAGCAGAACUACUCUUGCUUUUGAAAUUGUUCAAAAGUCAGAGUAAAAAUUCCUUUGUCUAAACAAUGUUGUUUUCUAUAACAAUAGAAUAAGCAAGAAUUAUAAUGUUAGAAUAAAUAUAAAUAAUGUAAAUAAAGUGUGUGACGUAAAAACCUGUACGGGACUUCAAGCAAGCUGUAUGAGCAGAAUGUCAAGUGCAGUUGCUUCACUGCUUAGAAGUUUAGGUCUAUACCUAAGUGUGUUAAAAAUAAAAAUGGGCAGAUGGGGUCUGUCUGCAGUAUUAGUCUGUAGAGAAUGUUUUACAAAAGGUGAGUAAGAGGCAAGACCACUAGAAAAUAGCUUUUUCCCUGACAAAGCCUCCUAACUUUCAGGAAACAGAAAUCUUGGGCUUGGUAUGACA
Messenger RNA from Pezoporus occidentalis (night parrot), 3367 nucleotides. RefSeq names its product photoreceptor outer segment membrane glycoprotein 2. The coding region runs from base 1627 to 2721 and encodes 364 amino acids. Gene Ontology annotation, biological process: visual perception. Lineage: Eukaryota; Metazoa; Chordata; Aves; Psittaciformes; Psittacidae. The transcript is spliced from 4 exons. Gene Ontology annotation, cellular component: plasma membrane. The record is from RefSeq and is a predicted model, not a curated record.